AUGAUUAAGAAUUUUUAAAUUUUGAAAAAAUGUAAAGUUUGGUAGAUGAAAAAACUCGCUUUAUAUAUAUAAAUAGCGAAAUAUGUCCAUAAAUAUAUAGAAGAAAAACAAUAGAGAAAUUGCUAGAAUUUAGCAAAAAAAAUAAGCUUUUUAUAAUUUCUUUGGAACUUUUUCCUUAAAGGGUUUCUCCUUUAAUUGAGAAUAACACUGAAAUUCCUAUAAUUAUAAUUUCAGGUAUUGAAAAAUUAUUUUAAGUAGAAGGAUGGGGUUUAGGAUGGAUAAUUUUCUUUGAUUAAAAUAAGAAAUUAUAAAAAAUAAAAUAAGGUUGUAAUACUAUUUGUUAACUUUUUUUACAUCCUUGCUCUUUUGUGA
Molecule: messenger RNA, 372 nt
Organism: Ichthyophthirius multifiliis
Lineage: Eukaryota; Ciliophora; Oligohymenophorea; Hymenostomatida
Exons: 1
Source: RefSeq, a predicted model, not a curated record